GGGGCAAACGCGGAGGGCAGCGGUGGGGACGGGCAGGGCUGGGCGGUGAUGCUGGGCUUGGGGCUCCUCUUCACCCACCACUUCCCCGCAGCCUGUCGGUGCCCCAGCCCAGCGCUCUGCCCCGGCUGAAGGGCUGCCGGGGGCUCCUUCCGGCUCGGGGAGCUGAAUCGGCUCCGUGAAACCGGCCCGGGGUGCGGAGGAACUGUGCACCCCACUGCCGGCGGUGUGUCAGGGUGUGCUGCGCAGGCACAGCCUUUGCGGGUGCGCUCAGUGCUACCGAGGAAAACUCACCUAUCCCUGAGCAGCUCCACACCGUGUGCCAGCGCCCGGUGGAGCCCGGCUGGAAGCACCUUGCUCCUUCCCACUCCAUGCCUUUACCCCCAAAGGGGUGAUUUUGCUCCAGCCGGUGCAGGAUGGAUGCUGCGGGGGGUCCGGCUGCAGGGUGAGCAGCUCUGGAUGCCGCUCCUUGGGCUGGAGAGAUGCUCUUGGGGCGGCCAAAAUGCUGCACCUCAUGGGCUUUGGCCGCGGUUGAUAAAAGCGUGAUAUGAGCAGGUCAGGGAUGGAACAGAGCACCGACAAUUUUUUAAAUAAAGUGUGGCUUGGAAACAUCAUCUCUCUUGAAACAAGACACCAGCUCUGGACACAAGAUAAAAGAUUUUUCAGCUGCCGACAUGUGCACGUCAUCCCAUGUUUCCUGGAUUUGGAGCUAAUGGUCAGACUCUGCUCAUAGUUACAUUGAUGUAUAUGUGAUGUCACUUACCUAGAGCUGUUGGCUAUAAAGCACAGGUCCUGGCUGGAUUAUCAGCAGCUGGGACAAAAAAAAGCUAAGGGUUCUCAGUGCAUCACAAGUUCAGAGACUUCAAAUUCCAGGACCAUUUAGUGCUUGAGCUCUCCUGGGUUCAGAGCGUGGUUGUUUCCCUCUGCAAGCCCUGGUUCUUGGAGCCACAACUUUUCUGUUUUUACAUAAGCUCAAAACCUUUGUGUUUACGCGAGAAAUACGAAGUUUUAACAGGUUGGAUGCUGGGAGCCAAAUGAGUAGUGCAUGUUUAUAAAACAGAACAGAUGGUUUUCAACCAGUCCUGUGGCCAUAAUUCACUUUUUUCAAUGUUUGUGAUUGGUGACCGAGGAUGGCAUUAAAAAAAAUGGCCUUCUCACCCACUCCAUCCCAUGCCAGGCCAGUCUGGCCUGAUCUUUCUGGAAAUGGGAAAGGAGGGGAAAAAAAAAAACAACCAAAAAACCAACACCACAGUUUUCCUGUCAUGUUCCUAGCUCCAGGGCUGGCACUUGGAGUGGCUGGACUUCUAUGAAUAGCCCCCAUUCCUGAAGGAGCAGGACACCUGAGCCUUGCCCCCCAUGGCUUUCAGGGGAUGGGAAUUUCACUCCGUUCAUCUGCGCUGACUUUGUGUUUGUGCCUCUCCCCUUGUUCCUCCUCUGCUGAGCAUGAGUGCCUGGUGACCUGGCCAUGGGCUGGGGGGGUCGGUGGCAAUCACCCACCCUGGGCCCCCCUGAAGCCCCACUGGGGUCCUCAGCAGGUGCUGCCUGGUGCCAGCCCACCCUCCCCAGUGACCACAGCCAUGCCUGGCCAUCCCCAAUAGCUGCUUUUGGUCCGAUUUCACCAAGGAGUAGAGCCCCAAACCACUCUUCCAAAGUUUGCCAUUAUUGAGGGGCAGCUCAAUCCCCUAUAACUCAGGUUCUCAUGAAACCUCGUUCCUCCCUACAAGGACCACACAGCAGCACCAUUCACGUUCCUCUCAGUCCAAACCUUGCCAAGGUGCACCCAAUCUCACACCCAGGAGCAAUUAAGUGAACCACACAGCAAUUAUUGCCCUCAUGGUCCUAGUCCAUAGGACCCCAUAGCAAUCCCUACAGCUCUCUGGAGGAGGGAGCAAACAGCACCUGGCACAGGCUCCCUUGCGGGAUACUUCCCACUCCGGACUGUCCUCAACCUGGCCGCAGCUCUGUGAGGAUGCUCUGCAGCCAUUGCAAGGCAGCUUUUAAAGGACAGGUCUUUCCCAGAACUGUGUGCUCAGCCUCUGCAAGCACCUUUUCCAGAGGACUCAGUCUCUCCUGGGGUCUGAGAUCUGGGGGUUUGUAUAGUCUGUACCCUGAGGGGUUGAACACUGAGAGAUUUGGUCUGGAAAAUGAAAAAAAGACCGUCUUUGGCGAUUCCAGCCUGGUGGGUCAAGCUACAGUGUACUUUUGGGGUGAUGGGUUAGAGAAAGAAGAAGGAAGGGCCUCCACCAGUGCAGGCAGCUGGAGCUGCUGGGGCUAACGAGCUGAUUGCAAUUAGACACAGGAGCUGUUUGCAAUGAGGCACAGCUGCUCCAUGCAGCAGUCUGCUGCCUCCCCAGAUCCACCCUCCAGCCUCCCAGGUGUCUUCAUAAAGUCAGGAGGAGGCUCUGUGUGAAGACUGGGUGGUUUUUGGGAGCCAGGGCCCUCCCCUUGCUCAGGUGAGAGGAAGGAAGCGGUAGGGAGAGGAGGAGCUGAGGGUGUUACUGCUGGCAGAGUGGCUCCUGGGGUGUCUGGGCUGGUUGCCCCAAGCUGAGGAGGUGCUGAGGUUCAGCAGCUGCUCAGAGCACAACUCAUUCCUCAUCUCCCUGUUGGAUCUGUUCCAUCCACCGUGGGGCUGAGAGAUGCAAGAAGUCUGAGCCUCUUCACUCUUUUUCUCUGCGUGUCUCCAGUUGCCUUGGGCGAAACCCACGGGGAGUUAAAGCGGAGCUGAAAGCUGUAGCAGAGCUGUCCUCUUCCUGCUGCCCGAGCUCUGGCGCUGAGCGAGUCCUCAGAGACGUGAAGUCUCAAACAAUGAAUUACGUGGGGCAGCUUGCUGAGACAGUCUUCGUCACGGUGAAGGAACUGUACCGGGGUCUGAACCCCGCCACCCUGACAGGCUGCAUCGAUGUGGUUGUGGUGAGGCAGCCUGAUAACUCCUUCCGGUGCUCCCCAUUCCAUGUGCGCUUUGGGAAGCUGGGUGUGCUGCAGUCCAAGGAGAAGGUGGUUGACAUUGAAAUUAAUGGGGAGCCUGUGGACCUGCACAUGAAGCUGGGUGACAACGGAGAGGCCUUCUUCAUCCAGGAGUCAGAGGAAAAUGAGGGCAGCAUCCCCUCCUGCCUCUGUACAUCCUCCGUCCCAAAGGAGGAGAGUCUGGAGGAUGCCGCUCAGCCUUCUCAUGGGCAGGUAGCCUCUGGUACUGAAGUGACCCCGCAGAAGAGGAAGCGACGCAGGAGGAAGCCCAAGCGGAGGGAGGUGUUGGACUCCCAGUUAGAAGGCUGCAAGGACACCAAAAGUGAUACGUCCGUAGAGGAGCCAUCAGUUCCCAGUGACUCAGUGUAUUUCUCCUUUGCUGAUUUCACUGAAGAAGAAACUGGGUCGUUGCAACCCGCAGAGAUGCACCCUUAUUCUGAUGGGGAGCUGGCCUCUAUGGACAGCCCCACACUGAGCCAUCCAUUUCCUCCCAAAAGUGACUCUGAGCUGGAGGUUAGACCACAGGAGACUUUUGCUCUAGGGGCUGAAUCCCACAUGCAGUGGACCUGGGGAAGGCUCCCUCGGGCUUGUCAUUCUGCUUUCCUUGAGGUGAAUAAAUCAGAACGAGUUGAACCAGCCAAGUCCACAAAGACCAUUGCUACUGCAGCAAACACUACCUCCGUGACACCAGUCCCAGUGGAUGAAGCAACCCAUCCUGUUGCCACCUCUGAAGGUCUGGGAGAAGGUCCAAGCCUAGCAGACCCUCGGCGCAUACCUUGUUCCUCUACUGUGUCUGUCAUUGAUCCAACACCCACAUGCUGGGAUAGGAACAGCCUCUCCAGGCUGAAGGACUUCCCUAGUGCUAUGGGAACAGAAAGCUCGCUGGCCUCCUCAGUCCCACAAGAGGAACGGGAGGGAGGUGUGAAUGUUGUGCCAGAGGUUCAGCUGGAUGUGGAGCCUUUUGAGGGACGUGCUGUUCCAAGGCAGGUGGGCUUGGAGGGCCCUGAGUCCCAGCUGGAAAGCCAGAGGAGGGAAGGAUUCGUCAAAAGAAGUCCUCACCUGGGUCCCAGUGAUGUUUACUUGGAAGACCUCUCCAACCUGGAUGAGGAGCAGGUGGCUCUCUAUUUCCCCAGGAGUGAUGAAGAGCAGAGUUCAAAGACUGUGUCUGACCCCAACAACCCUCUGUGUGUCCAGCUGCCAUCUGAUUUGCCUGCCAAGAGCCCCACAGACUCCAACAUUGAUUUGAUGCCUGCAAUUGCGCUGUCGCUGUGCGGAGGCCUGGGGGGCAGCAGGCAGAUACCUCACGAUAAGUUCAUGGAGCACAUGGUCUCGUACCAGCAAUUUGUGGAGAAUCCAGGACUCAUUGAUGACCCAAACUUGGUGAUACUGAUCAACAAGAAGUAUUACAACUGGGCAGUGGCUGCUCCCAUGGUCCUAUCCCUCCAAGCUUUCCACAGGAACAUCCCUGAGAGCACCAUCAACCAGCUGGUGAAGGAGAAGAUGCCCAAGAAAGGCAGUAGGUGGUGGUUCUCCUGGAGGAGGAGAGAAUUCCAGUCAGAGGAGCAGCAGCAGUCGAGGCCAGGGAAAGCCACUGUGGGGAUGCUGCAGCACAACUCCUCUCGGCAGAGGCAGAAGGAGGAGGUGUCAUCCAGUGAUGAUGAGCCGCUGCACCUUGGGGCUGCGCAGAAAUCUCAGCCAACCUACAAGAAAUCCCUGCGACUCUCCUCUAAACAGAUCGAGAGGCUGAAACUGCAGGAUGGCCCCAACGAGGUGGCAUUCAGCGUGACAACUCAGUACCAGGGCACAUGCCGCUGCGAGGCUACCAUCUACCUGUGGAACUGGGACGACAAGGUGGUGAUCUCGGACAUUGAUGGAACCAUCACCAAAUCAGAUGCUCUUGGGCAUAUCUUGCCACAUCUGGGAAAAGACUGGACUCAUCAUGGGAUUGCUAAACUCUACCACAAAAUCCAUCUGAAUGGCUACAAGUUCCUCUACUGCUCAGCUAGAGCAAUCGGCAUGGCGCACAUCACCAAAGGUUACCUCAAAUGGGUCAAGGAGCAAGGCUGUGCCCUCCCCAAAGGCCCCAUCCUGCUCGCCCCCAGCAGCCUCUUCUCUGCCUUCCACAGGGGGGUGAUUGAGAAGAAGCCAGAGGUGUUCAAGAUUGCUUGCUUGAGGGACAUUCAAAACCUUUUUGCCCCAAAGUUGCCCUUCUAUGCGGCGUUUGGCAAUAGAGCAAAUGAUGUCUAUGCUUACAAGCAAGUGGGUCUGCCAGAGAACCGCAUAUUCACAGUCAACCCCAAGGGAGAGUUGAUCCAGGAGCUCACGAGGAACCACAAGUCAACGUAUGAGCGGCUGUCAGAGCUGGUGGACCUGAUCUUCCCUCCCCUGGGGCAGAGUGGAAGAGUUGCUCUGGUGUGUCCAGAGUAUAGCCACUUUACCUACUGGAGAUCUCCACUGCCUUCUGUUGAUUUGGAUGUCUUCUCUUGAUCCCG
Messenger RNA from Cuculus canorus (common cuckoo), 5453 nucleotides. It is a transcript of the gene LPIN3, whose product is annotated as lipin 3. Gene Ontology annotation, molecular function: phosphatidate phosphatase activity; transcription coactivator activity. The record is from RefSeq and is a predicted model, not a curated record. Gene Ontology annotation, biological process: cellular response to insulin stimulus; triglyceride biosynthetic process; fatty acid catabolic process. Bases 2803 to 5448 code for a protein of 881 amino acids. The transcript has 21 exons. Lineage: Eukaryota; Metazoa; Chordata; Aves; Cuculiformes; Cuculidae. Gene Ontology annotation, cellular component: nucleus.